This is a messenger RNA of Phoenix dactylifera (date palm), 657 nucleotides long. The record is from RefSeq and is a predicted model, not a curated record. NCBI's taxonomy places the organism in Eukaryota, Viridiplantae, Streptophyta, Magnoliopsida, Arecales, Arecaceae.
AUGAGGAUGGGUCCACCAUGCGAAGUAUGUUUGGAUGCUGAGGAGACUAUCGGCCAUGUACUUCUUCGAUGUCCUACAGCUGUGCAGUGUUGGAGAUUGGCCUCGGCGCUACUCCCACCUAUGUGGGAGUCGGUGGAGGAUAUGCUUCGAUUUUUGAGUGAGUCUAUUCGGAGGCCGAGUGUUGCUGAGACAUGUUCUAUUGUGGCUUACCUAGCCUAUCACAUAUGGCUCGCCAGAAAUGACCGUCUAUUCGAGGGUGGGUGGCCGACCCCACGGGCUAUGAUGGAGAGAGCUCUGAGGCAGGUAGCGGAGACAUCUACGAUGGCCACGUCGGCACCACCUGGGAGAACCAGGGAUAUCUGGGGUACCUACACUGCUGUUUUAGCGUCCAGGUUCAGUUACUUCUCUUGGGUACCCCCAUCCCCUGGUUAUCUUAAGGUGAAUUUCGAUGGUGGCAUGGCGGAGGAUGACGCCUCUGGGGGUGUGGUUUUCGUGAUCAAGGACCACAGGGGCACCUUUAUUGCUGCUGGGGGACGGAGCACUCUUGGCGGUUCGGCGGUGGGAGCAGAGCUGCAGGCUGCUUGGGAAGGUGUUUCGUUUGUGAGACGAGUACUGGGGGCGAUAGACUCGUUCUCGAGGAUGACUGUUCUACAAUGA